This is a messenger RNA of Styela clava, 1923 nucleotides long. The record is from RefSeq and is a predicted model, not a curated record. Lineage: Eukaryota; Metazoa; Chordata; Ascidiacea; Stolidobranchia; Styelidae.
GUCUUCGCGGAAGUGAAUCCGUAGGAUGCUGCGGUACGAAUUAAAUAUUCUUCCAGUUAAUCUAACAUUUUUGUUGCAGAUACAGGGCAAAAUGUUAUAUGCCGUAGUAAUCUCUCUCCUUGCAGGACCCCUGCUUUAUCUGCUAUAUCUUGCUUAUGAAUCUAUGACGAGACCAAGACGAUUUCCUCCUGGUCCAAUGGGCCUUCCAUUUGUCGGUAGUCUUCAUCUUCGCGGAGAAUUUCCGGAAAAAAAUUGUAUCGAGCUUGCAAAGAAAUAUGGGAAUACAUUCAGCUUAAAGUUUCUGAGAAGCAAUUUUGUUUGCUUGGUCGGAACUGAAGCCAACAGAGAAGUUUUAUGCCAUAAGUAUAUUGCUGAUCGUACACCAACAAAUAUUUUCACCAUGGUAAAAGGGAAAAAUGCUCCUGGUAUUGUCCAUAGCAGGUUUAAUGAACAACUUAGAGUGAAUAGAACAUUUCUACACACUAUGAUCACAGAUGCAAAUGCUGUUCCCGGUAACAACCUGGAACAGAUAACCCAAAGGGAAACUGCACGAUUGAUUGAAGAGUUAGAAAAUUUAUUCAAAAAUGGUGAGCCAGGGUAUGUUCGAAAAUCAGUUCGAAUAGGAUUCUUCACUGUUUUGAUUUCAAUGAUAUUUGGAACCAAAGAAAAUCGAUCAGAGAAAUGGCUGAAAAAGCUCGAAAAAGUUAUGGAAGACAUCAUUGCACUCGAAGACUACUUUAUGGACAAGAAACUCAUCAUGUCGGAGUUGCUCACCGGAUUGGACAAAAUAUGGCUGCCUGAAGCGGGGAAACAAUUUAUUGCGGCUUGUGAUAGAAUAUUUGCAUUUAUUCAAGAAGGCAUCGACAUUCAUAAAAGGACAUUCAAAUCCUUGACUGAACCUCGUAGUUUGAUUGAUUGUUAUCUAAAAAGAAGAAGAAACGCCGGACAUGGAAAAGAUUCAUUGUACUCUGAUUAUAAUUUAAAGAUUCUAAUAUUUGAUAUUUUUAUCGGCGCCCUUAAGAAUGUAUCAACUGGAAUGGAAUUCUCUACGUUAUACUUGGCAGCUCAUCCAGAAAUUCAGAAAAAACUCCACGAUGAAGUGUUUGAAGUUUUAGGAAAAGACGGCGAAGUAAAAUACAAUGACAUUUUACGAAUGCCAUACACCAAAGCAACUUUGUAUGAGCUUCUAAGAUUUGGCAAUAUGCUCGCAAAUGGAGUUCCAAGAGUUGCGAUGGAAGAUGUUUCCAUCAGCGGGUAUUCAAUACCGAAAGGAACUAUUUUUCUGAUGAAUCCUUAUUCCAGCAACAAACAAGAGGGAAAAUGGAAAUAUCCAGAAUCAUUCAAUCCGGAGAACUUCUUGGACGAGGAAGGGAAAUUUCAGAAUAACGCAGCAUUUCAAGUUUUCGGUGCUGGAGCAAGGAAAUGCCCUGGUCCCCGCGCUGCAAAACAACAGUUGUUUAUGUUCCUGGUCACAAUAAUGCAAAAUUUUACCAUCAAACCAGAAACAGACGAAACAGAAAUUGAUUAUGAUGGUUUGCCUGGACUUAUUCGAAUGCCACGGAAGCAAAAAAUACGAUUAUUACCGCGUGAUUAACUUUGAAACAAAUUAUCAUUAAAUUCAUCAUGCCAUCUUAAUUGAUUGAUAUAUGGGACUGUAAAUUCUCAAAUUAAUUUAUCUGAAUUUUUUUAAUUGUGUCAUGGCUGUUUCAUAUUUGUUUUACUUCAAUAUUUUAAGUGCGUGUCACGAUGAAAAUAUGAUAAACUUUUUGUAAAUAACAUUUGACGUUAAAACGAAAAUAGAGAAGUAUAACACUUUUCAAGACGCAAGUUAGGCUACUCUUUCAUUUCACUAAUCUUAGCAUUGCAUGGUGUAACAUUAUUACUCUACAUCAAUUUUAUUUAAAUAAAAAUAAGUGUAUUAGA